CAUGACUGAAAAGGACCUUGACACUGUGGUCUACCCUUUCUCUCAUCAAUCAAUUUUCAGAUGAAAAAGAUUGUGAUCAUAAUACAGUACCUGGAAGGUAUCACCGGAGCUCUGGUUCCCAUUUUAAUUGGUGUGAGAUUAGCCUGAAGCGAAAAAAAGGGCACCCGCAAUACCUAAACCCCCAAACUCCGUCAUGCUAGUGGCAGAGCAGGUGCCGGCGUUUGCGGCCGCGCAGCUAUCCCUCCUCGCCGCGGAGCAGGAGGCAGAGGCAGCCGGGGCAGCCGAGCUGAUCAGUGCACACACGCCCGCAGCCCUCCAGAGAGCCGGCGCCGCCCUCACCAACCUUACCGUUCAGGGCCGGCGGACGGGUGCCGGGGGCAGGACCGUGGUGGAGCUCUCGUCGGACCCGGCCGUCGGCGGAAUCGAGCUGCCUGAGCACGGCCUUCGCGUCGGUGACGUCGUGCUAGUCGCUGAGCAGCCGGCCGGGUCGGCCAAGAAGCGGGAGGUGCGCGAGAUGGAGCGCAAUGGCGUGCGCGGCGUCGUCACCAGAGUUCGUCGCUCCGACCUGAACGUCGCUCUCGACGCGGGCGAUGACAAGUCUGGCGGGGCCGGCAAGGAGGAGAAGGGUCUCGCGGGGAGGGUCUGGGUCGUCAGGCUGGCUGAUGAUGUUACAUACCGUCGGAUGACAUGGACUAUGGAAAAGAUGGAAAGAAUGGCCGAUGCAGAACACUCCAACUUCAUUCGUGUCCUCUUCGGCCACAGCUCUCCGUCACCGGUUCCAUCGAACUUGAAGACAGACCCUGAGUUUGGCGAGCUGGAGUGGCUCGACCCGACUCUCAACGACUCCCAAAAGGAUGCGAUACGCUUCGCUCUGGCUUCCAAGGAAAUAGCAUUGAUACACGGUCCUCCAGGGACCGGCAAAACCCAUACCCUGAUCGAGCUUAUACUCCAAAUGCUUAAGCAAGGGCUACGAAUACUCGUCUGUGGCCCCUCAAAUAUCUCGGUGGAUAACAUCGUUGAGCGCCUGGCGCCACACAAAGUUCCCAUAGUGCGACUUGGCCACCCCGCCCGGCUCCUGCCAUCAGUCGUCGGCCACUCCCUCGAUGUGCUCACUCAAACGUCUGAGGCGGGCGCCAUUGUGCGAGAUGUCCGCGCCGAGAUGGACGCGAAGCAGGCCUCCAUCAAGAAGACAAAGAGUGGGAGGGAGCGUAAGGCCAUCUACGGCGAGCUUCACGAGCUGCGCAAGGAGUUCCGCGACAGGGAGAAGAGGUGCGUUGCGAACCUAUUGCAGUCUAGCAAGGUCGUGCUGGCGACCUUACACGGGUCUGGUGGCUUUCAGCUCAGGCAGGAAAAGUUUGACGUGGUCAUCAUCGACGAGGCAAGUCAGGCCCUGGAAGCACAAUGCUGGGUGGCGCUGCUCUCGGCCAAGAAGGCCGUCCUCGCUGGUGAUCAUCUGCAGCUGCCUCCCACAAUCAAAUCUCUGAACUCAAAGGCCGCCAAGACGGCCACCGGCGGCGACGGUAGCGGGACCGCAGACGGAGAAGAGAGCUCCGCAGGCCAGAGCCGGAAGAAGAAAGGGGUCACACUCGAAACGACCCUGUUUGACCGCCUUUUGGAUCUCCACGGGCCCGCCAUAAAGCGCAUGCUGACGACGCAGUACCGCAUGCACGAGAAGAUCAUGCGCUUCCCAUCGGACGAACUGUACGGCGGCAGGCUGGUCGCAGCAGAGGCCGUCAAGGAGAGACUGCUCAAGGAUCUGCCCUACAAGGUUGAGGACACGGACGACACGAGCGAGCCCCUGAUAUUCAUCGACACCCAGGGCGGAGACUUCCCCGAGCGCAACGACGAGAUGGAUAACGGCGACGCCGACGACAAGAAGAAGACCAAACGGAUGUUACUCCACGGGGAGAGUAAGAGCAACGAGAUGGAGGCGGCCCUGGUCGCGCAGCACGUACGUUCGCUUGUCGACGCGGGGGUCAAGCCCGAGGACAUUGCCUGUAUAACACCCUAUAACGCCCAGCUCGCGGUCCUAGCACCGUUACUCAAAGACAGGUUCCCGGGAAUCGAGCUCGGCAGCGUCGAUGGAUUUCAGGGGCGGGAAAAAGAGGCUGUGGUAGUCAGCUUGUGUCGCAGCAACCCCGAUGGUGAGGUUGGCUUUCUCGGGGAGAGGAGGCGGCUGAAUGUUGCCAUGACGAGACCAAAGCGCUCACUCACCGUUAUCGGUGACUCCGAGACAGUAAAGCGCGGGAGCAAAUUCCUCAAGGGAUGGAUGGAACAUUUGGAAGAAAAUGCCGACCUUAGGUAUCCCGACGUCUCAACCAUACAAGGUGCAUGAAUUUCGGAUUAUGAGAGGAGAAAAGGGAGAAAAAAAAAGAAGCAAAAAACCCCUCCCCGAACCGGUCCCGGUCUCGUUGGUCGGCAGUCGGACGACAACAGGGAGAGAGGUCCAGAGACGAACAAAAAAAAAAGACAUCAUCAGUAAUUAGUAUUACCUACUGCACAGUAAUCCUUCAACACACCCCUGAAGCCCGUGCGCACAAUUGAAAACGCCAAACUGCAGGCCUCGAUCGCCGUGAAUACCCACCCCCCAAGAGGCUCAGCUGG
Molecule: messenger RNA, 2604 nt
Organism: Pyricularia oryzae 70-15
Lineage: Eukaryota; Fungi; Ascomycota; Sordariomycetes; Magnaporthales; Pyriculariaceae
Product: DNA helicase
Exons: 7
Coding region: 194-2335 (713 amino acids)
Molecular function (GO): ATP hydrolysis activity; 5'-3' DNA helicase activity; RNA binding
Source: RefSeq, a predicted model, not a curated record